Messenger RNA from Pseudonaja textilis, 2104 nucleotides. It is a transcript of the gene NOP56, whose product is annotated as NOP56 ribonucleoprotein. Lineage: Eukaryota; Metazoa; Chordata; Lepidosauria; Squamata; Elapidae. Gene Ontology annotation, molecular function: snoRNA binding. Gene Ontology annotation, cellular component: box C/D methylation guide snoRNP complex; small-subunit processome. The record is from RefSeq and is a predicted model, not a curated record.
CGGGGAGCGUUUCCGGCUGCGUGGGACGGGCGCGUGCGGCCUUUUCUUCGGCAGCCGCCAUGGUGCAGCUGCACGUGCUGUUCGAGCACGCGGCGGGCUACGCGCUGCUGGCGGUGCGGCCGACGGAGGAGGUGCAGCUGCUGCAGCCGCAGGUGGAGGAGAGCGCGCUGAGCCUGGGCCGCUUCCUGACCCUGGUGCGCCUCGAGGCCUUCUCGCCCUUCCGCUCCGCCCAGGCUGCGCUGGAGAACAUGAACGCCGUCUCGGAGGGGCUGCUGCACGAAGACCUGCGGCUGCUGCUGGAGACGAGCCUGCCGGCCAAGAAGAAGAAGGUCCUGCUGGGCGUGGGCGACCCCAAGAUUGGCGCCGCCAUCCAGGAGGAGCUGGGCUACCCGUGCCAGACGGGCGGCGUGGUGGCCGAGCUCUUGCGAGGGAUCCGCCUGCAUUUCCACAGCCUGAUCAAGGGCCUGACCGCCCAGGCGGCCUCCAAGGCCCAGCUCGGGCUCGGACACAGCUACUCCCGCGCCAAGGUGAAGUUCAACGUCAACCGGGUGGACAACAUGAUCAUCCAGUCCAUCAGCCUCCUGGACCAGCUGGACAAGGAUAUCAACACCUUCUCCAUGCGGGUCAGAGAGUGGUACGGCUAUCACUUCCCAGAGCUGAUCAAGAUCGUGAGCGACAACUACACCUACUGCCGCUUGGCCAAGCUAAUCGGGAAUCGCAAGGAACUGAGCGAGGAGAGCCUGGAGGCCUUGGAGGAAGUUGUCAUGGACUCUGCCAAGGCUCAAGCCAUUCUGGAUGCCUCCCGCUCCUCCAUGGGAAUGGACAUCUCGCCCAUUGACCUCAUCAACAUCGAGAGCUUCUCCAGCCGAGUCAUCUCCCUCUCCGAGUAUCGCAAAGGUUUGCAGGAGUAUCUCCGCUCCAAAAUGAACCAGGUGGCUCCCAGCCUCUCGGCCUUAAUUGGAGAAGUGGUGGGGGCUCGUCUCAUCUCCCAUGCAGGCAGCUUGACCAACCUGGCCAAGUACCCAGCCUCGACAGUUCAGAUCCUGGGGGCAGAGAAGGCCCUCUUCAGGGCCCUGAAGACCCGGGGAAACACCCCCAAGUACGGCCUGAUAUUUCACUCCACCUUCAUUGGGCGAGCAGCGGCCAAGAACAAAGGGCGCAUCUCUCGCUACCUGGCCAACAAGUGCACCAUCGCCUCUCGCAUCGACUGCUUCUCAGAAGUGCCAACCUCUGUCUUUGGGGACAAGCUGCGGGAACAAGUGGAGGAGCGCCUGGCCUUCUAUGAAACCGGGGAGGUUCCUCGCAAGAACCUGGAGGUCAUGAAGGAGGCUGUGGAGGAGGCUUCGGAAGUAGCAGCUGCCAUCAAAAGGAAGCUGGAGAAAAAGCAAAAGAAGAAACUGAAGCAGGAGAAGAAGCGCCUGGAGGCUUUGGCGGCGGCUGCAGAAGCAGCCGAGAUGCAGAACUCCUCGCUCCUGGAGUCUCCCGAACAGGAGAACGAGGGGAAGGCCAAGAGGAAGAAAAGGAAGUCCCAAGAGGUGGAGCCAGAACCCACCAACAACGGCCUGGGAGACGAAGAAGCGCCUUUGCCCAAGAAGAAGAAGCACCGGCAGUCUCCGGUGGUAGCGGUGGCAGAGGAGUCCCCAGCCCCCCAGGGGAAGAAGACGAAGAAGAAAGCCAGGGUGGAAGAGGACAACAACUAGAGCACACAGGGAAUCCAGCCGAUGCAAAGUCCGUCCAAUUUCGCUUCUUCAAGCAAAGCUUUGGGGUAUUUUUUUCCCCACAACCCAGAACUUUUAAAGCAACGAGACGGCAGCCCACUGGGCAUCUCUGACGUGUGGAAGGAAGGCUGCUCUGAGGGAGACCAGACAAGGCAGCUAUGGACGGCCAGGCUUCUCCCCAAAGGCAGACAGGAAUGCUCUGGGCUUCUGGCAGAGGGAGGAGGAGGAGGAGAAGCGGGUCGGGCCGAGACCGCCCACGAGUCCCUGCGCUUGUCCCAUCAGUGGGGAUAUGGGGCUCUAGCAGGAGCGCCUGCUGCAGGACUGGAAACCCAAAUGGUCUUUAACUCACGUGAUGUAGUAAUAAAAUGCGCUACUUUUUUGUACAG